GUGUAACAAAAGUAGAAGUUAUUAUAUUAUAAUAAAACACCCCCCUCUUCUCAAUACUCGACACUCAAAACCCACCGCCGCCGCCGCACCACCACCACCGCCGUACGACGGCGACCACCUCUCUCCUGCAGAUCCCGAACCAGUGACCAAACCCUUUUCACCCUUUACCCAAUUAACCUUCUAAUUAUUUACAUUAUGCACUUAACCCCUUUCAAUCAACAAGAAAAAAAAAUAAUAAAAAAAUAAAAACAAAUUAUGCGCUGUAAUAAGUUCCAGAUAUUCGAUUCUGUACCCGCAUAAUUGUUUUGAGAGUCUUGAUUUUAUUCAUUUCACAUGGCGAAAAGGGUUUACGAAGUUUGGAAAGGGAGAAAUAAAUUUUUUCUUGGAGGGAGAUUGAUAUUCGGUCCAGACGCCAAGUCUCUGCUUGCUACAUUUUCACUGAUUGUUGUUCCCGUUAUUAUUUUUUGUAUAUUCGUUGGAAGACAUCUUCGCCAUGAAUUCUCGUCAUAUAAUGCAGGAUACGCCGUCAUUGUAGCAGCAAUCCUCUAUACAAUCUAUGUAUUGGUGCUGCUGCUUCUUACUUCAGCCCGUGAUCCCGGGAUAGUUCCCCGUAACGCACACCCGCCCGAAGAAGAAUUUACAUACGAAACAGGGGGAAGACAAACACCAUCGUUACAGUUCCCGAGAACCAAAGAAGUUAUGGUCAAUGGGAUUUCAGUCAGAGUCAAAUAUUGCGACACGUGUAUGCUUUAUCGCCCUCCUCGUUGCUCUCAUUGUUCCGUUUGUAACAAUUGUGUCGAACGGUUCGAUCACCACUGCCCUUGGGUGGGCCAAUGUAUUGGGAUGCGGAAUUAUCCUUUCUUCUUUCUAUUUGUGUCGUCAUCAACGCUUCUAUGCAUCUAUGUGUUUUCGAUGUCGGCUUAUUACAUGAAGGUCUUGAUGAACGAUAGCGAGGGUACGGGUACGGUUUGGGGUGCGAUGAAAGAAUCCCCUGCAUCGGUUGUUUUAAUGGCGUAUUGUUUUAUUUCACUUUGGUUUGUCGGUGGCCUCACGGGUUUUCAUCUUUACCUCAUCAGUUCAAACCAGACGACCUAUGAAAACUUCCGGUACAGAUCAGACAACCGAUACAACGUUUAUAACCGAGGUUGUAUAAACAACUUUCUAGAAGUUUUCUGCACGAGAAUCAAGCCAUCAAGGAACAAAUUCCGGGAUCUAGUCCAAGAAGUGCCCCAGCCGCCACCAGCCGCCGCUCGAGAAUCCGCCACCAAUGACGCGGGCCCUGAAGACCGCCGUGUGAAGGUUGAAGAUGACCUAGAUAUCGGUGGAGAUUUAUUAAAGAUUUCUCAACGUCAUAACUUCGAAGGGAUUGAAUCGGAUAUACGCAGCAGAGGAAAUGAUCAAUGAUGAAGUUUAGUUAGUUGAAUUUGACGAGGGCGUGUGGAUGUUGUAAAUGUUCGAGAGGGCAAAACCGUCAUUUGAAGUUCUCGUCGGUUGGUUAGUUGGUUUCGGUUGAUUGAUUGAUGCAUUUGUGUAAUGGUGUGUGAUAUUUUGUGGUACUAGCUUCAUUCUUUAUGUAAUUCAAGACUUGUGUACAUGGUUAUCAGGUUAUGCAAUGAUUUAUUGAAAAUCA
Molecule: messenger RNA, 1630 nt
Organism: Helianthus annuus (common sunflower)
Lineage: Eukaryota; Viridiplantae; Streptophyta; Magnoliopsida; Asterales; Asteraceae
Product: protein S-acyltransferase 8
Exons: 5
Coding region: 334-1404 (356 amino acids)
Biological process (GO): protein targeting to membrane; peptidyl-L-cysteine S-palmitoylation
Cellular component (GO): endoplasmic reticulum; Golgi apparatus
Molecular function (GO): protein-cysteine S-palmitoyltransferase activity
Source: RefSeq, a predicted model, not a curated record